AUGUUGCUUCAGUCUACCGCGCUCGCGAUUAGCUCUUCCGCUACUGCCUGCUUUGCUAUCUCCUGGAGAGCUGGAUUGAGUGCUGCUCUGAUGCUAGUUGUUCUCCUUGCCCAGGCCUACGAAAUUCUUCUCUCUGAUAACUCGAGGAAUAUCUUGUUUGUAUUGACUGGAAUGGAGGCUAUACUCGGAACGAUAGCGGGCGCUCUCUAUUUUAUGAUACCACGCCGUCCGGAUGUGCUCUACAAAGGAACCAUUGUCGACCGACAAUACACUACCUCCCUUCUGGGAUGGGUCAGCUUUUCGUGGGCGGAGACAGUCUUACGAAUGGCAGAGCGCUCACCGUCAUUGAACGUCGAGAACCUACCAGAACUUGAUCACUGCACACGAGGAGAGACGACAUACACUGCGUGGAAAUCUAAUCUGCGACGACGCAAACAGAAUCAAGCUAGACACCUAUGGUGGGCAAUUUUAUGCUCUCACAAAGCCUCGAUAUGCGGUCAAGUGGUCAUCACCUGUCUCCAGUCGAUCCUCACGUUCGUGCCACAAUUGGCAAUGUUGCGCAUUCUUAUCAUUCUGGAAGGACAGAGUGGCAAAAAUGGCAGAGAAUCGCUCUUGGUUCCAGCCAUGGGUCUGGGGCUGUCUGUCAUGGCGUCUGCCACUCUGGAAACAUUCAAAUACUGGAUCUCGUACAAUAAACUGGUGAUCCGGGUGCGACAGCAGCUUUCACUCAGUAUAUUCGACAAGGCCAUUAGACUGAGUUGUUCCUCGGAUCCCAGUCUGUCGAAGACAACCAAACCUGUUGAAGAGACUUACAGUCCGGUUAAUCUGGUCGCUGUUGAUGUGCAGAAUGUUGUUGACUUUCUUUGCUUCUCAUUUUUACUUUAUGAGUCCCCACUAAAGCUUGGAUUAGCUUUCACAUUUCUGAUCCGACUCCUGGGAUGGCAAAGCGUGCUCGUUGGAAUUGGCGUGUUGUUGCUUCUCACACUUGUCAACAUCCUGGCCGGUAGAAAAUAUGCGCGCCUCCAGGGCAUGCUAAUGCGAUUUCGCGAUCGCCGAGUCCGGGCCAUAAGUGAGAUGCUCCAAGGAAUACAUCAGAUCAAAUUCUCGGCUCAUGAAAGCCGCUGGCAGGUUAAGAUUAACCAGCUGCGGGAUACGGAGAUGCGUGCCCAGCGGAUUGUCUGUCUCUGGCAGAUCGUUUUCGUUUCAAUGUCAUUGAUUAGCCCAAUCAUGUUAUCUGCAACCUGUCUGUCCGUUUUUGUUCUGCUUUCUGGUCAUCUCUCCGCCGCCACGGCCUUCACGUCCGUCUCCGUUCUGGCCUCUAUCGAGGUCGCCAUGACGAUCCUGCCUGAUGUUCUCUCACUCCUGCUCAACGCUCGGGUGAGUAUGCAGAGAAUCCAAACAUACCUGGCUCAGUGGGAACGUGAAAACAAAAAUAUACCAGCCAAAGAGAUUAGCUUGAACAAUGUUACUGUCGCCUGGCCCGGAUGUGGCGAAGGGCGUGGAACACUGAGGGGGCUCAACUUGCGUUUCCCCAAGGGUGCUUUGAGCAUUGUGACCGGACCAACCGGCUCUGGAAAAAGCCUUCUAUUGGCAGCCAUUCUGGGAGAGGCUGAUGUGCUAGAAGGUCGAAUUGCUGCUCCUCGAGCGGUUGCUUUCGAGGAGCUAUCGCAAUAUCCGGAUCCGGAACAGUGGUUAACGGACUCGGCCCUUGCAUUCGUGUCUCAAACCCCAUGGCUCCAAAAUACCUCGGUGAAAGACAACAUCCUGUUUGGGCUACCAUUCGACGAGGCAAGGUAUGCGAGCGUGAUAUUUGCAUGUGCGCUGCAUGAGGACUUCGCCAGUCUGCCCCAGGGCGAUAAGUCUGAAAUCAAUAGCAAAGGCUCUAAUCUUAGUGGCGGGCAGAAAUGGCGAGUCUCUCUUGCCAGAGCUCUCUAUUCCCGCGCACGUACACUGCUCAUGGAUGACAUCUUCAGUGCUUUGGAUGUUCAUACUAGGGAGCAUGUCUACCGUCAUGCUUUGUGCGGCACACUGUUACAUGAACGAACCUGCAUCUUGGUUACUCACCAUCUUGACCUUUGCCAACCACGCGCGCAAUACGUUGUUCAUCUCGAGAAAGGGGGCUUGAAGUCGGCGACUACCACUUCGCAGGACUUACGCGCAGCUAAAGACAUUCCAAUGGAGUGCGAUGGAGAUCCGCAGCCAGACAAGACUCAUACGGGUUUUCUACAAUACAAGUGGAGGUCUAGCGACCUAUCCGCAGGCAGACCAUCAUCGAUUAAGUCUAGUAGUGCGAGAAAGGAAAAAGAGGGAAACAGAUCAUUUGCUCCUUCACGAGGUACAGUGUCCAUAUUCCUCGAGGAGGGAGCCAAUCCAAUCCAGUGGUUCUUCUUGGGAGUCGCAUUUCUGUCAUAUGGAGGUUUCAUGCUUUCCAGGGCAUGGUGGAUUCACCUCUGGACCGAUUACUACAAAGAAGUCGCUGAUACGAAUAACUUUGGCUCUGAUCACCAGUACCCUAUUUAUUACUGGCUCGGUAUCUAUCUUGGCCUGUCUGCAUUGGCGUGCAUUGUUGGCACAUGCCGGACGUAUCUGUCCUUGUCAGCUGCACUGAGGGCAUCUCAAAGCCUAUUUCGAAAAAUGCUCUCCGCGACGCUCCAAGCGCCACUUCAAUGGCAUGAGCAAGUACCCCUGGGUGACAUCAUAAGCCGGUUUACCGCGGAUAUCAGCGUCCUCGACAUGCGAGUUGGAGACGACCUUCGCGCCACGCUCGAGUACACAAUGGAUGUGGUCCUGGCCAUUGUUGCAGGAGCCAUCGUCAAUCCAUUCCUGCUUGUCAUCUCUUCCUUGCUUCUAGCCCUCUACUUCUGGUGCGCUCGACGCUUCGUUGCCGCGUCCCGGAAGCUCAAGGUUCUUGAAAAUGCCUCCAAGGCACCCCCUCUGGAAUAUAUAGACAACACAUUCAAUGGCCUUUCGACGGUCCGUGCCUUCGGGCAGGAGAACAUUGCUAUGCAGGAGUUCUGCACCAAAGUCGGCCACCACGCAAGAGCAUACUGGCACCUUUGGCUGCUGAACCGCUGGCUGGGCUUCCGGGUUAAUGUCCUCGGAGCGACUUUCUCAGCUCUUUCCGCGGCGAUGGUCGUGUGUACGCCUGGAGUCAGUCCCUCGACGGCUGGAUUUGCCAUUACAUUUACGAUCGAAGUUUCUCUUACAAUGGCGCUUAGUAUUCGUCGCUAUGUCAAUUUAGAACAGGGGUUGAACAGUGUCGCGCGUAUUCACUCGUACGCGACUGUACAGAGAGAGGAUAACCCCGACCCUACCGUUCAUUCGGAUUCUUUGGAAUCAUGGCCACAACGAGGAAUGCUCGAGGUAUCUGAUGUAUAUGUGAGACAUGCUCCCCAUCUCCCCCCUGUGCUCCACAAGGUUAGCUUCACAGCAAACCCAGGCUCCCGGGUCGGUGUCAUUGGACGCACGGGGGCUGGAAAAUCAUCCCUUGUCCUAGCCCUGUUUCGCUUCAUCAAGGCCACACAUGGUAAGAUCGUGGUCGACGGCGUCGAUAUCUCCCAGAUACCGCUACAUACUCUCCGCAGCCGACUAGCCAUUAUCCCGCAGCAUCCUGUGCUCUUUCGCGGCACUGUUCGCAGUAACCUGGAUCCGUUUCAUGAGUACGAAAAUCAGACGCUUCUAGGCGCUUUACAGGCUGUUGGGUGGCAGGAAGUGGAUUCUUGCGUCUUACAUCCCUCUGAAGACGCUUCUGCUACACCGGAAUCCUCGUCCCAAUUGUCAAAUAGCACCGAAACCCACUCGGCAUCUGAAGACAGCUCAUCCGAUGUGGAGGAAGACACUCCUCUAUUGGAAGAGACGCCUAACAACAAAAUCCUAUCUCAAGCUGUCAUUGACUGCGGCGAGAACCUCUCUCAUGGCCAACGACAGCUCCUCUGCCUCGCGCGCGCUAUCGUCCGUCAGCCCAAGAUCAUGAUUCUGGACGAAGCAACUGCAUCGGUGGAUAAGGCGACAGACCAUCUUAUUCAGCGUAGUUUGCGCUCUGCCCUGGGUAAUGGUCAGACGACGCUGUUAGUCAUUGCACAUCGGCUGAAGACAGUGGCGGACGCGGAUAAGGUGCUUGUGUUGGAUAACGGGAGGAUUGUUGAGUCUGGUAGUCCAUCGGAGCUUCUCGCGCGUGAGAAUGGGUAUUUUAGAGGUAUGGUCGAGCAAGAUCCGGAAAGGGAGGUUCUUGAGGAAUUGAUUUUGGGUGAGGUGUCUCGGAAUGGGUAACUUGCUACUCAUGUAGGGGGAUCGGAGGCGUCAUAAACAAGUCUUUUUACAUUACAGUGCUUAAUACAUCC
Messenger RNA from Aspergillus melleus, 4340 nucleotides. RefSeq lists its product as uncharacterized. Gene Ontology annotation, biological process: transmembrane transport. Gene Ontology annotation, cellular component: membrane. Bases 1 to 4269 code for a protein of 1422 amino acids. The transcript is spliced from 2 exons. Lineage: Eukaryota; Fungi; Ascomycota; Eurotiomycetes; Eurotiales; Aspergillaceae. The record is from RefSeq and is a predicted model, not a curated record. Gene Ontology annotation, molecular function: ABC-type transporter activity; ATP hydrolysis activity; ATP binding.